Messenger RNA from Suillus plorans, 207 nucleotides. RefSeq lists its product as uncharacterized. The transcript has a single exon. Lineage: Eukaryota; Fungi; Basidiomycota; Agaricomycetes; Boletales; Suillaceae. The annotation marks the transcript as partial. The record is from RefSeq and is a predicted model, not a curated record.
CCUCACAAGCGGCGUAUUCUCCCCGAUAACCCGACAAAUAUAUUAUAUGAAAACUGGCGAACACUCAUACCCACCCUCGUGGACCCGCAAUUGAAGUAUUAUGCUCGCACUAUAGGCCAAGGCUUGGAGAAGACUCACAAAGUGAUCUCAGCAUGUGCGACUCUCACCUGUGCACAGAAAAAGACCAGUUUAUUGUGCCUAUUCUUU